CGACUAAUGGUUUGACUUUGUGUUUGAAAGUGAGAUAAGAGUCAUAAGAAUAAGAAAGAUCCCGGAAAUGUCAUCUUCUUCUUCUCCUUUGAAUGCUCAUUGCCAAGUCAAGUCCAUUGUGGAGGUUUGAAUUUGAAUUUGAAUUUGAACUAGAACUCCCCUACUUAAUUUCCUAUAGAGUAUGUCCCCUUCUCUUUUUAACCUCCAUUUCAAAUUCUCAUAAUUCAUUCAAAUUUUCCUAAAUCAUAAACCCUAAAUUAACUGCCAAAUAAUAUAGCGGGUGCUUGCAAUGAGUGACAUGAGAAGUGAUAAUCUGGGUUAUUCCCCAGCGGUUGAUAUAACAGGCAAGAUAAUGGUGGUGGUCAUAAUAAUUCUGUUCUUGAUUGUUGUGACUUUUGUUUUCUUCCAUCUUUAUGCGAAAGGAAUCUGGUGGAGUGACACAAUCCAGAACAAUUCCCAAUCACAGCGUCCACAACAAAGAGGAGGAGGAAGUGGGCUUGAUCCUGAGCUACUAAAGUCCCUACCCGUAACGGUAUACCAAUCAGAUGGUUUGGAAUUAAUGGAGUGUGCUGUAUGUCUAUCGGAAGUAGUUGAAGGAGAAAAGGUGAGGAUUUUGGGUAAAUGCAACCACGUAUUUCACGUUGAUUGCAUUGAUAUGUGGUUCCAUUCCCAUUCUACAUGUCCUCUUUGCAGGACCACUGUUGAACCCUUUCAAGAAUUACAAUUACCAUUGUCUUCUUCUUCGUCUACUUUUCCCACAAAUGUCUUGAUUUGGGGCAACCACAACAACAACCAAAUAAUUACUAGUAGCUCUUCUACUACUGCUUCUGCUUCUUUCGAAGAAAACAAAACUGCUUCUACUUCUGCUUCCUCCUCCUCAUUAGGAGAAAGUGGUCGUGAUAAUGGAAUAUUAGUAAUUGAUAUACCCAAUGACUGUGAACGUGAUUAUGAGUGUGAGGUGAGUUCAUCAUCGUCAUCUUCGUCGCCGUCGCCGUCAACAGGAGGAGGAGGGAGACUGAGAUCAUUGAAGAGGCUUUUAAGCAGCAGCAGAGGGAUAAUGAGCCUAAACCCUUGGAGUCCAACUUCCACUUCUACUUCUACCGAUGUCAAACAAGCUAAGCCAAGCAGCCGGUCCUAGCUAACAGCUAUGCUCUAAUUUUUCAAUUGUUUUAUUAUUCCUUCAUUAAUUAUUAUUGAUUUUAUUGCCAUCUUAUGUAAUUUAAAAUACCAUAACUAAAAGAGAAGAAUAAUGGAGUUGUGUCAGGGUUUUUUUUUAUUCAGAUACAUUAUUUUUGUUUAAUUUUUCAUAGAACCGAAAAUUAAUGAGUUACGUUGAUUGUAGAUUUU
Cicer arietinum (chickpea) is the source of this 1347-nucleotide messenger RNA. RefSeq names its product RING-H2 finger protein ATL3-like. NCBI's taxonomy places the organism in Eukaryota, Viridiplantae, Streptophyta, Magnoliopsida, Fabales, Fabaceae. The record is from RefSeq and is a predicted model, not a curated record. Gene Ontology annotation, biological process: protein ubiquitination. Gene Ontology annotation, cellular component: plasma membrane.